UCCAGACAGCUCCAAGAUGGAAGUCCUCAAUCAGGUGGUGGCUGGGGGACAAUUCCGGAUGCUCAAGGAGCCGCUGGGGUUUCUGAAGCUGCUGGAAUGGCUCUUUGCUAUCUUUGCCUUCGCCACCUGCGGGACCUACAGCGGGGAAUUCCGCCUCAGCGUUGAGUGUGUGAAUAAAAGCGAGAGCGACCUGAACAUCGAAGUGGAGUUUGGCUACCCAUUCAGACUCCACCAGGUCUAUUUCGACGUCCCAGCCUGCAAGGGGACCGAGGUGCAGAGGAUUUUCCUCAUUGGGGAUUACUCCUCCUCGGCCGAAUUCUUCGUCACCAUUGCCGUCUUCGCCUUCCUGUACUCGCUGGCUGCCACUGUCGUCUACCUCUUCAUGGAGAACAAGUACCGGGAGAACAACAAGGGCCCCAUGAUCGAUUUCGUCGUCACCGCCAUCUUCGCCUUCAUGUGGCUGGUGAGCUCGUGCGCCUGGGCCAAGGGUCUCUCCGACGUGAAGCUGGCCACGGACCCCGACAGCGUGAUCGAGGGGCUGGAUGUCUGCAAGAAAGAGGGGAACACGUGCAAAGAGCUGAAGGACCCCGUCAUCUCGGGGCUCAACACCUCUGUGGUCUUUGGCUUCCUGAACCUGGUGCUGUGGACGGGGAAUCUCUGGUUCGUGUUUAAGGAGACGGGUUGGAGCGCCCCCUUUGCCAAGUACCCGCCUGCCGCCCCGGAGAAGCAGCCGGCUCCGGACGCCUACGCCGACUCCUACAACCAGGGCUCCGGCUACGUGCAGCAGGAUUCGUACGGCCAGCAGGGCGGCUACCAGCCGGAGUAUAACCAGCAGGGCUACGGGCAGCCCGACCCCUACGGCCAGCAGGGGGGGUACGGCCAGGCCGCCCCCACUUCCUUCUCCAACCAGAUGUAGGCGGGUCUCUCCCCCAGCAGGGGGCGUCGUGAGGAGAAGACGCCUGUCCCGUCCCACCCCUCCCGUGUCCCCUCAUGUGGGGGGCUGGUGGGGGGACCCCAGGAUGAAUGUAGAUGUUUGUGCUGUUUAUAUAUAUUAUAUAUAUAUAUAUAUAUGAGAAAAUACAACUCUAGAUAGCUGUGUGCCCCCCCACUUCCCUUCCCCCCACUGCUCCCAGCACCCCAACCCCAGACAGCUGUGCGCCCCCACCUCCCUCCCCCCAACUCCUGCACUGCCCCCAGCACCCCACCUCCGGCCCUUUCCCCCCCCACUCUAGCCAGUUGUGUGCCCCCCGCCCUCCCCCCAGUGCCCCCAUCCCCUGGGCACAGCUAACUCUGUGCCCUUCUCACCCGCCACCCCCCAAUUCCUGGCUAUAGAUAGCUGUGCCCUGCACCCCACUUUAGGGAGGGGUCAGCUCUCGUUUGAUGGCUGUGGGGGAGAUUUCAGGAUUCAGGGGGGAUCAGCAGCUUGGGGGAGAUUUGGGGGUCCAGCAUGUUUGGGGGACUGGAACUGAGUGGGGUACACAGGGCAGGGGCUGGAGGAAGGGAAUGUGGGGGAUGCUGGGGGGUAAUUUAGGGCCUCCAUCCCCACCCCAUUACCCAUGUGGGGGAUGCUGGGGGGGUGUCACGCCGAGGGGGGACUCUAGGAAGUGGGGGAGGGGCACCACCCCAAACAGCCCCCAUCACCCCCAAUCCACACCCCUUCCGCAGUGACCGGUCGUGGUGGGGCAGACUGGGGCCUUCCCAUGGUAGCCCGAUUUCCACUGGAGGGGGUGUGGGUGAGGUGCUGUAGAACCCAGGUGUCCGGGGACAGUCUAUCUAUAUAGCCCUCGAUCCAUCCAUCUCUUCCCUGCACACCCGCCCGUCAAUCCCCCCCAUAUCUAUCUAUCUAUCCCCAUCCACCCCGUAUCUAUCUAUCCAUCCCCCUACACCCCCUCUAUCCCCAUCCACCCCGUAUCUAUCUAUCCAUCCCCCCAUAUCUAUCUAUCCA
Messenger RNA from Mauremys mutica (yellowpond turtle), 1945 nucleotides. RefSeq names its product synaptophysin (gene SYP). Lineage: Eukaryota; Metazoa; Chordata; Testudines; Geoemydidae. The record is from RefSeq and is a predicted model, not a curated record. Gene Ontology annotation, cellular component: synaptic vesicle; synaptic vesicle membrane; presynaptic active zone. Bases 17 to 916 code for a protein of 299 amino acids. The transcript has 7 exons.